Messenger RNA from Amborella trichopoda, 850 nucleotides. RefSeq names its product ubiquitin-conjugating enzyme E2-17 kDa. The record is from RefSeq and is a predicted model, not a curated record. Lineage: Eukaryota; Viridiplantae; Streptophyta; Magnoliopsida; Amborellales; Amborellaceae.
AUAAGAAGCGAUAAAUUCACAAGCACUUACCAUACCGGAGCGAAAAAGAAGCCCUGAAAAUUUUGCCCUAGGUCUUUUGCAUUAAGAGAGCAGUCUCGUCAAUUGAGAGAAGGGUUGUGCAGGUUCUUCUCGAAUUCAAUGGCUUCGAAGCGGAUCCUUAAGGAGUUGAAGGACCUGCAGAAGGAUCCUCCCACAUCUUGCAGUGCAGGUCCUGUGGGAGAAGACAUGUUCCAUUGGCAGGCGACCAUUAUGGGUCCUCCUGAAAGCCCCUAUGCCGGAGGUGUGUUCCUAGUGACGAUUCACUUCCCACCCGACUAUCCGUUCAAGCCUCCCAAGGUGGCAUUCCGCACCAAAGUCUUCCACCCAAAUAUUAACAGCAAUGGAAGCAUCUGCUUGGACAUUCUCAAGGAGCAGUGGAGCCCUGCCCUGACCAUAUCCAAGGUUUUGCUAUCCAUUUGCUCCCUGUUGACGGACCCAAACCCUGACGACCCGUUGGUGCCGGAGAUUGCUCACAUGUACAAGAAUGACAGGGCAAAGUACGAGACAACUGCCAGAACCUGGACCCAAAAGUAUGCCAUGGGGUAGGCCCCCUUAAACUUGUAAGGGUUAGUGCUGGAAGGAGAUUAAUUCUAGGUACUAUUGGUACAGUUACUCUUUGUAUAUGAAGUUACAUAAUUAGGGCCCCUAAAAUGGUUCGCGAGAUGCACAUUUUCGACGGAUUGUUAUCUCCUUAUUUGCACCCCUUCCAGUGGAGUAUUGUUGGCUCAUGUUAUUUGCUCUCUCUCUCUCUCUCUCUCUCUCUAGAUAUGGAAUUCUAUCCCAAGGAGUGGGUAUAUAAAAUAUAUUUAUA